CAACUAACCAUACACAGGAUGACAGAUACCUUAACCUCAAUCAAUAACAUAACCUUACAAGAAUAACAACAAUUUUGCUGAAGCAGCUGAUCUGAAACUCCUAUUUUAAUAAAAUUUAUAUUAAAAUGAAAAGAUAUUCUGAGAAGGGUGCACCUAGAGAUUGUGGUAGCUCUGGCUUUGGAAAUGACGAUGAUGAGUAUCACUUAGAAUUAGCCAAACAGUACAUUAUUGAUCAUGGAAAAAAUCCGCCAAGGCCUUCACAUUUGAAAGGAAGAGCUAUAGGUAUAUGGCAUUCUAAAAUGUCCAACCUGAAGAAGUCGUUACUUCAACAAAAAUCUCCUCCGAAUUCUCUGAGAAAGAAGGAAAAGAAAAAAUUUGAUAGUUCAAUGGGUGAUGUUUCCUUGACGAGAGCUCAAAAAUUCGAAAUAAAAGAAGUCCUUAAAUACGUACCAGACCAAGUAGACUGUUCGUCCAACUCCUACAGCAACAUCAGAGAUUCGCAAUUCAAAAGGGAGUUCUUACAGAAUAUAAAUGGUAAACUGGAGGAUCAUAUUGACAGUAUGGAAGUGGAGCACCAAGAUUCAAACCUCGACCAAAUAUUAUACGAUGAUUUGAAACAAAAACAUGAUAAUCAAAGGUACUCACAAAUGCUCAAACGUAGAAGUACGCUACCGUGUUAUAAAGUGAAGGACGAUAUAAUUAAAUUGGUGGAUUCCCACCAAGUUAUAUUAAUCAGUGGUGAGACUGGUUGCGGUAAGACCACACAAGUACCCCAAUUCCUUCUAGACCACUUCAUCGAGAAGAAAAAAGGUUCGAUGUGUAAGUUAGUGUGCACCCAGCCCAGACGAAUUAGUGCAAUAUCAGUGGCAGAAAGGGUCGCGGAAGAGCGAGCUGAAGCCUUAGGAACAAGUUCCGGCUAUCAGAUACGUCUCGAGAAAAUAUGCCCGAGAAACAGAGGAUCCAUAACGUUCUGCACUACGGGAGUUGUUCUGAGGCAGAUGCAGGCCGAUCCGUGUCUCUCAGAGUACACCCAUAUAAUCAUAGACGAAAUCCAUGAAAGGGACAUCCAAUCAGAUUUCUUGAUAACCCUCCUGAAACAGGUGAUGACGAGAAGGAAAGAUCUCAGAAUAGUCCUGAUGAGUGCAACACUGAACGCUGAGAGUUUUUCACGUUAUUUCAACGAUUGUCCCCACCUAAAUAUACCCGGUUUCACGUAUCCCGUUGAAGAGUAUUUUUUGGAAGAUGUGCUACUCCGGACUAAGUAUAGGUUCGAAGACGCCUCCAGGUUUAAACCGAAGAAGGGCGAACUGCCGAACCUGAAUAAAUUCUACUCCUUCAUCGAUCAACACAUAAGGCAACUGAAAGAACGAAAAGAGUACAAUCGAGAUGUGUAUAGUCAGUUGAGGAAUCCGAAUAGUGAGAAACUGGAUCUGACGUUGGUAUAUGAGCUACUCCGAUACAUUUGCGUCAAGGAAGACGACCAGGGAGCUGUGCUAAUCUUCCUGCCUGGUUUCUCCGAGAUCUCCGAUCUCCACAAGAUGAUAGAAACGUCUGGGAAAUUCCCGAAGAAUCGCUUUCUAGUAAUUCCCCUUCAUUCGCAAAUGCCGACUGUUCAACAAAGAGAAGUGUUCAACGCGCCCCCCAAAGGCGUUCGAAAAAUAAUCAUAUCCACCAACAUCGCAGAGACCUCCAUCACAAUAGACGACGUAGUUUUCGUCAUCGACUGUGGUAGGAUGAAGGUGAAAUCUUACGACAAGACCACCAACACGGAAACUUUGGAAACUAUGUACGUGUCCAAGGCCAACGCCAGUCAGAGGAAGGGCAGGGCCGGUCGAGUGAGGCCAGGGGUGUGUUUUCACCUCAUAAGUAGGGCCAGAUAUGAAACUUUGGAAACGUACAUGUUGCCAGAAAUUCUAAGGAUCCGAUUGGAAAACGUCAUACUUACGGCGAAAAUCCUACAGUUGGGUAAAAUAGAAGAUUUCUUCUCGAAACUGAUGGAUUCCCCGGAUCCUAACGUGGUAACUACGUCCUUGAACCUUCUUAAACGUUUAGAAGCACUGGACGAUAAUGAAUCCUUGACGCCCUUAGGUUAUCAUUUAGCCAAACUACCCCUAACCCCCCAGAUAGGUAAGAUGCUCUUGUUCGGAGCGCUCUUCAACUGCCUGGAGCCCAUACUGAACAUAGCGGUCGUCCUGGAUUACAGAGACCCAUUCGUCCUUCCUCUCGGCAAAGAGAAGAUUGCCGAUAAGAAACGUAAAGAAUUCGCCAAUGGAUGCCAGAGCGACCAUCUAUUCAUGGACAAAUUGAUCAGCACCUUCGAGAGUUUGAGUGCCAGCGAACGGAAAAAGUUCUGUUGGGAAUAUUUCUUGAGUUGGUCCACGAUGACCCAACUCGUGAAAUUGAAGAAGGACUUCAUGGAGAAUCUCCGUCAAUUGAGCUUCGUGCCGAGCGCCAAACCCAACUGCCGGGAAUGCAACUGUAACUCGGAAAACGUUGACCUGAUCAGGGCUGUUGUCUGCGCUGGAUUGUACCCGAACAUAGCGAUAACAAGCUCGAAAGGGAAAAGGAGACCAUUCAGUAUACUCCGUCUCAUCAACAACAGAAAAGUCGAUUUUCACCCCAAAUCUGUGUUAGCUAACGAGCAUGUAAACAGCCCGUUGAUAAUCUAUUAUAACCUGGUGAAAAGCAGUAACAUGUACAUACACGAUGCGACUCCGGUGGAUCCUUUCCAUAUCAUUUUUUUCGGAGACAACUUCGAACAGAUUACGGAAAAUGGUCAGCAGUUCAUCGAGAUAAAUUCGUUGAAAUUCAGAUGUAAGAAUACCACAGCUAACGUGAUUAGGGCGCUAAAAGACAAGCUCAAUAACUUCCUUGAAUACCAGAUAUCGCACCCCAAUGUUGUGGAUUUGAGGGGUGAAGAUGAGAAAACGCAGCUUUUCAGGACAAUAAUUAAAGUUUUGACUGGUGAAGAAAUGAAAGACUGCCAGUUGGAUGAGGGAGAUGGACAGGAAAUAGACCUAGAUGCAGAAGAAACACUCUGAUACUGAUUCCCAAAGUUUUUGGUAUUUAUUAUACCUCAAUGUGUAUAAAUCUCACAUUAUUAGCUGAACCAAUGGCUGUAUUCAAGUUAAGUUAAUAAAACUAGAAAACACA
This is a messenger RNA of Coccinella septempunctata (seven-spotted ladybird), 3153 nucleotides long. Its product is annotated as ATP-dependent DNA/RNA helicase DHX36. Gene Ontology annotation, molecular function: G-quadruplex RNA binding; ATP binding; DNA helicase activity. Gene Ontology annotation, cellular component: nucleus; intracellular anatomical structure; cytoplasm. Lineage: Eukaryota; Metazoa; Arthropoda; Insecta; Coleoptera; Coccinellidae. The coding region runs from base 126 to 3041 and encodes 971 amino acids. The transcript has 8 exons. The record is from RefSeq and is a predicted model, not a curated record.